Messenger RNA from Peromyscus eremicus (cactus mouse), 1218 nucleotides. It is a transcript of the gene Hoxc11, whose product is annotated as homeobox C11. The transcript has 2 exons. Lineage: Eukaryota; Metazoa; Chordata; Mammalia; Rodentia; Cricetidae. Gene Ontology annotation, cellular component: nucleus. The record is from RefSeq and is a predicted model, not a curated record. Gene Ontology annotation, molecular function: DNA-binding transcription factor activity, RNA polymerase II-specific; RNA polymerase II cis-regulatory region sequence-specific DNA binding. Bases 295 to 1209 code for a protein of 304 amino acids. Gene Ontology annotation, biological process: anatomical structure development; regulation of transcription by RNA polymerase II.
AUGGAGAGGAGGGGAGUGACGAGAGAAAAACGAAUACAAAUCUGCAAUUGAUUUUCAUAAUGUUUCUGCGGUGUUUGCAAACCAAUCGCCUGAACGUCCCCGAUCUUACCUAAGAGAGAACCCCUCCUACGUCUGCGAAGCGCUCCGAACUGAUAUAUGACAAUAUCUACUUUGGAUCACGUGCUCGGGGAGAGAGACUAAGACGGAUAACGCGUCAUCUCGCCUUCCCAAAAUUUCCCCCCUCGCUAGACCGGGUCCAAAACCUCCAUCCGGAGCAGGCAGGAGAAGAGAACGAUGUUUAACUCGGUCAACCUGGGCAACUUCUGCUCGCCUUCGCGCAAGGAGAGGGGUGCUGACUUCGGCGAGCGAGGGAGCUGCGCCUCCAACCUCUAUCUGCCCAGUUGCACUUACUACGUGCCAGAGUUCUCCACCGUCUCCUCCUUCCUGCCCCAGGCCCCCUCUCGUCAGAUCUCCUAUCCCUACUCAGCCCAGGUGCCCCCAGUCCGGGAGGUCUCCUAUGGCCUGGAGCCGUCCGGCAAGUGGCACCAUCGGAACAGCUACUCGUCUUGCUAUGCGGCGGCCGACGAGCUUAUGCACCGGGAGUGCCUGCCUCCUUCCACAGUCACUGAGAUCCUCAUGAAAAGUGAAGGCUCCUACGGCGGCCACCACCACCCCAGCGCCCCGCACGCCGCCCCCGCAGGCUUCUACUCCUCAGUCAACAAGAACAGCGUCUUGCCCCAAGCCUUCGACCGCUUCUUCGACAACGCCUACUGCGGUGGCGGAGACGCGCCCGCCGAGCCCCCCUGUUCCGGCAAGGGCGAGGCCAAGGGGGAGCCUGAGGCGCCCCCGGCCUCGGGACUAGCGUCCCGGGCAGAGGCCGGUGCUGAGGCCGAGGCCGAGGAGGAGAACACGAAUCCCAGCUCGUCUGGUUCUGCCCACUCAGCGACCAAGGAGCCGGCCAAGGGAGCCGCCCCCAACGCCCCCCGCACCCGCAAGAAGCGCUGCCCUUAUUCGAAAUUCCAGAUCCGGGAACUGGAGCGAGAGUUUUUCUUCAACGUGUACAUCAACAAAGAGAAGCGGCUGCAGCUGUCCCGGAUGCUGAACCUGACUGACCGACAAGUGAAAAUUUGGUUUCAGAACAGAAGGAUGAAAGAAAAAAAACUGAGCAGAGACCGGCUGCAGUAUUUUUCAGGAAAUCCGCUGCUGUAACUGCAGACC